GAGAGAGAGACGGGAAAAGGAGAGGGAGCCGGAAUGCAACAGGCUGAGCUGUAUCGUCGCCACGAGAGAGACUUCUGACUGACAAACACAACUACUACGCCGCCUCUCAGCUCAUUUCUCCACUGACUUACCCUCUCUAACCGCCAGACUGUGUGCUGAGUUAUCAACUUACCAGGUUUGAGUCUGGACCUGGUCAGGUCUUGGUCACGUGGUUCCUUCUCUCUUCCCAACUCUUCCUCCCUCCUCAGCAUCCCUCUCACCUCUCUGCAGCCAGACAGCAGAGAAGCCAGCAGCUGAGAGGGGCUGAAUGGCACCAGCCCAUUUCAAACUCACCAUAGGCCCCUGACGAAGACAACACAGGAGGAGGAAACAACAAGACAGAGUCAGACAGAGACGAUUCACCUGAACCACUAGCUGCAGUUUUCACAAUGGCAACCAACAGGGAGCACCAACUGCGUCACAUGACUGGCUUCCCCCGUGCUAUGUACCCGUUCACCUUUAACUCCAUGCGGAGCCACUCCCCCUUUGACUUACUGGCCAGUAGCCACCUCUUUGGACGGUUUGGGGCUGACCUUCCCAAAGAGAUGGCUGCAUUGUCGGUGGAGACCCAGAGCACCAGCUCAGAGGAGAUGGUGCCCAGCUCUCCUUCCCCUCCUCCUCCUCCUCGUGUCUACAAGCCGUGCUUUGUGUGCCAGGACAAAUCAUCUGGUUAUCACUAUGGAGUGAGCUCCUGUGAGGGCUGCAAGGGUUUCUUUCGGCGCAGUAUUCAAAAGAACAUGGUGUAUACCUGCCACCGAGACAAGAACUGUCAGAUAAACAAAGUGACUCGCAACCGCUGCCAGUACUGUCGACUGCAGAAGUGCUUUGAGGUUGGCAUGUCCAAAGAAGCGGUGCGUAAUGACAGGAACAAAAAGAAGAAGGAUGUGAAGGAGGAGGUGGUGCUGCCAGAGAACUAUGAGCUGAGUGGAGAACUGGAGGAGCUGGUUAAAAAAGUCAGCAAAGCUCACCAAGAGACCUUUCCAUCUCUGUGCCAACUAGGAAAAUACACCACAAAUUCAAGUGCUGACCACAGAGUACAGCUGGACUUGGGCCUUUGGGAUAAGUUCAGUGAGCUGUCCACUAAGUGCAUUAUAAAGAUUGUGGAGUUUGCCAAGCGGCUACCAGGCUUCACUACGCUCACCAUCGCUGACCAGAUCACCCUCCUCAAAUCUGCAUGUCUGGACAUCCUGAUGCUGAGGAUAUGCACUCGUUACACCCCAGAACAGGACACAAUGACCUUCUCAGAUGGCCUGACUCUCAACAGGACCCAGAUGCAUAACGCUGGCUUCGGCCCACUCACAGACUUGGUGUUUGCCUUUGCUGGUCAGCUGCUGCCUUUGGAGAUGGACGACACGGAGACAGGCCUACUCAGUGCAAUCUGCCUCAUCUGCGGGGACCGUAUGGAUCUGGAGGAGCCACAGAAAGUAGACAAGCUGCAGGAGCCCCUGCUAGAGGCUCUGAAGAUCUACACCCGCCGCAGACGCCCGAACAAGCCUCACAUGUUUCCCCGCAUGCUGAUGAAAGUCACAGACCUCCGAGGAAUCAGCACCAAAGGUGCAGAAAGAGCCAUCACACUGAAGACGGAGAUCCCGGGCCCCAUGCCUCCACUGAUCAGGGAGAUGCUUGAGAAUCCAGAGGCCUUCGAGGACAGCAGUGACUCGGGGGACAGCGCUGCAGCCGCUCCCCCCGCCAUUCAAGCCAUCAAACAAGAGGAGAAGGCCACAUAUGAGUCGACCGUUGAGGAGGAAGAGGAGGAGGAAGAGGACGACUACUGGGAUGAGGAGAAAGAGCGAGGGGCAGACAGUGACGGGGAGCCGAGUGGGGAGGCGGCAACGGGCGUGCAAAAGAAAGGUGUGACUGGGAAAACACAGUGAGAGAGACACGAUGAUGGUGCUUCCUCCUUCAGAUCACUGAGCCCUCGCCCAGGAUUAUCUCCUCCCAGAAACCGCACAGAAUUAGGCUCUUAUACAACAGCGGUGUUGCAUACAGCACAUAUUUACAUAUACUGUACAUGUUGACUCAAAGGAAAAUGUGUUCAAUUCAGUAUAGGAAGCAAUGAGUGGGAGAAGCAAAAGCACUAAAUGUCAGUGGGUUGAGGAGAGCGCCAUGAAAAAUCACUGUGCCAAAAUGAGACUUUCUAAAAGAUAUUUCCAAGGUGUUUUGUCUACCCAAAGAGGAACAAGCGGUGGUGGACAGAAGAAAAUGCACUCCUCUGCUAUCUAUAAGGGCUAUGCUUUGUAUAAAAUUGAUAAAAAAAAUAAUGAAAAUACAUUGCAACAACAGAACUCUAUGUGGUGUUCAUUAGCCGCAGAUGUCUUCUCAGAAUUCCUUUUAUUACUAUACAGAGAUAUGCUACUUAUUUUUUUAUUGUAUGGUUUUUCUAAGCAUGUACACAUUUCUGUUCUUCCUUUAUGCCUGUUUGUGGGACUUUGUGUUGCUUUUUGUAUAUUUUUCACUCAGUCCCGCUCAUAUUUGACUGGACAUAUGUGUGUUUUUUUUAAGCUUGUCUUAAAUUUUAUGCAUUUCAGCUUUAUUGAAAACAGUAAAAAGCAAUAGUAAAGAUAGUAAAGAGAGCAAUAGCAAAGAGAGAGCAGGACUCAAAACUCACAAUGUAACAAGCACAUGGUAUGGAAAUCUCUGAAACAUCUGAAUGAGAAGAACAACUUAUACUGUAAUUUAAGCUCUGGUGCUUGUGAGCCAAAUACGAUUCUUAACAAAGAAUGCAAAAUAAAUGCAGCAACAUAUCCCCAUCUUUUGGCAAAAACACACACUCACAGGGAUUUUUUAAAAAUACUUAAGAAUCUGCAGGGUAGAUUUAAUGUCAUCACACAUCUCAGGAUCAGGGCUACGUCUCACCUGUCAAUACAAUAUAUUAAGAAAACUGUUCUUCUUCAACAUACUACCCCCAUCUUUCAACAAACAUUCUUACACCGAGGAGUAGGGAUCAUAACAAAUUGAAGUUGUUGUCCAUGCUGCACAUGCCCUUGGUGCAGCACCAGGUACCAUUAAGCCAUAAUAUUUUAAUUUUGUAAGCGUGAGCAAAUAAUCAUCCAAACAGACAUAACCCUUAAAAAAAGUUUACUUCAUAGAAAACCUCAGGUGUGCAUGUGUGUGUGUGCAUGAGAGUGUAACUGCGACCAUUUACCAACACACAGAGCGAUGUUGUCGAGAUAUGAUGUACCCGUCAUAACUGCCAUAAUUCAAGCAUUUAUCCAGAAGUCCAAUUCUCCUAAAAACGCACAUAAAAUAGGUUUUGUAGCAUAAAACUAAAUGUUAAGACUUCUGGUGGACAGUAGGAUAUUGAUGGCGAUGCAAGCUGACUAAGAAUCACAUGAUCAAUUGUAACUGAGGUUGCAGCCGUCCAACAUAAUUGAAAACAAAACCAAAGCUUUACAUCGGGCGACCUGUCUGCUGAAGCACAGGACGAUACUUUCAGAUGAUGUUUGUUCAUGUGUGCUGUAUCUAAUGAGUGAUGCGAAACAUGGAUUUUGUAAAAUAAAUACUUAAUAUUUUGUUUUU
Morone saxatilis (striped sea-bass) is the source of this 3558-nucleotide messenger RNA. RefSeq names its product retinoic acid receptor, gamma b (gene rargb). Gene Ontology annotation, biological process: retinoic acid receptor signaling pathway; cellular response to corticotropin-releasing hormone stimulus; regulation of transcription by RNA polymerase II. Bases 429 to 1913 code for a protein of 494 amino acids. The transcript is spliced from 9 exons. NCBI's taxonomy places the organism in Eukaryota, Metazoa, Chordata, Actinopteri, Moronidae. The record is from RefSeq and is a predicted model, not a curated record. Gene Ontology annotation, cellular component: transcription regulator complex; nucleus. Gene Ontology annotation, molecular function: RNA polymerase II cis-regulatory region sequence-specific DNA binding; nuclear glucocorticoid receptor binding; zinc ion binding.